Fusarium musae is the source of this 1278-nucleotide messenger RNA. RefSeq lists its product as uncharacterized. The record is from RefSeq and is a predicted model, not a curated record. Gene Ontology annotation, cellular component: membrane. Gene Ontology annotation, biological process: transmembrane transport. Gene Ontology annotation, molecular function: transmembrane transporter activity. The transcript has 6 exons. NCBI's taxonomy places the organism in Eukaryota, Fungi, Ascomycota, Sordariomycetes, Hypocreales, Nectriaceae. The coding region runs from base 1 to 1278 and encodes 425 amino acids.
AUGACCUCUUCUGGUAUUUCCAAAGGCCACGAAGCCGUGGAUGAGAAGACUCACCAUGUUAUUCCCGACUCUUCAUCUGGUGAACCGCAAAUCAAACAACACUACAACACCGUCAUCCGCGGGGAAUCUGUACUACCUUCAGACGAUCUAAAUGAUAAUAUUGUUGGUUAUGAUGGAAGACUUAUGGGAGCGCGGACUAGUUUGAGCAGUCAGCAGGAGAAGAAGUUGCUGCGACGAAUCGACUGGCAUCUCAUUCCUUUGCUUUCGGUUAUGUACAUGGUCAAGUCUAUUGAUGCAUCCAAUGUCUCGAAUGCUCGAAUUAUGGAUCGCGGAACACCGAGGAAUAUCAUGACGGAGUUGAACAUCUCGGCUGAUGAUUACAACUUUGUCACUAUGGCCUACUACAUAUCAUGGGGCAUCGUCCUCGUUUGUCACGCCGCAGUCAAGAACGCCGCAGGCUUGUAUACAGUCCGCGCUUUUCUUGGUCUCUUCGAGGCAGGACUCUGGCCUGGCAUGCUUCUGCAGUUAUGCUACUGGUAUCGCCCCGAUGAAAUGGCAUCGCGCAUCGUUCUUGUUACUAUCCUUGGUAACUUCAGUGCUGUUGUUAGCGGUGUUCUUGCUUUUGCGUUCAACGGUGUCCAUGCGCAGGGCUUGUCGGGAUGGAAAUGGCUCAUCUUGACAGAGGGAAUAUUCACUAUACUUCUUGGUAUAUUUGCAUAUAUCUUCAUGCCCGACUCUCGUUGGAUGUCCGAAGAAGAAAAGGCAUUCGUCCAAGCUCGACUACCCAUCAAUGCCCCCAGAGCUGCUGAGAAAGAUUUUGAUUGGAAAGAGUUCUGGAACACUCUCAAAGAUCACAAGCUCUGGCUGUUUCUUCUCUGCUGGGCAUUCUAUACCAUCGGAACGACGGGGCUAAACUUUUAUCAGCCGACGGUCAUUGCGAACUUGGGAUUUACGUACACAAUGAUGUGGCCAUGGAGAGUCCAAACCACAGACGGAGCUACCGGUUCAGCUUUUGCCAUCGCGUUUGCCAAUAGCUACGGCCAGAUUGGAGGAGCAGUUGGAUCCCAGUUGUUUAAUUCGCGCUUCGCACCUAGGUACACCACGUCGUUUGGAAUCGCGAUGGGAUUUAUUGGUAUGGCUAUUAUCAUGAAUGUUAUAACUUGGUCGUUUACUUGGAAAGUGGAUGUUGCGACGAGACGGCUUAAGAGGGCGAGGGAUGCUGCUGCGAAGAGGAAUGAGGCUAUUCUGGAUGAUGUUGACAUUCAUGCCAAGACCUAG